Messenger RNA from Lates calcarifer (barramundi perch), 474 nucleotides. Its product is annotated as immunoglobulin kappa light chain. Gene Ontology annotation, biological process: response to bacterium. The record is from RefSeq and is a predicted model, not a curated record. Lineage: Eukaryota; Metazoa; Chordata; Actinopteri; Centropomidae.
AUUUACACCCAUGGAGACAGGAAUGAUCAGUGUGAGAGGAAACCCAACACACAAACACAAACCUGUGUCUACAACUUGCCAAUGAAGAACCUGAGUCUUUCUCAUGCUGGGACCUACUACUGUGCUGUUGCCUCAUGUGGACACAUACUGUUUGGAAAUGGGACUAAGCUGGAUAUUGAGGGUGAGAUGGACUCUCUUGUCUUGGUGUAUGUCUUGAGUGGAGCUCUGACAGUCACCACCAUCCUGGUUAUUUUACUGGCUCUCUUAAUUUACAAGAUGAACAAAACACACAGCUUGAAAUCGGGGACAGAGUCGCAAGCAAGAUCUUUAUUCCCCUCCACAGCAGAAGCAGAGGGUUACCAAGACGCACACAACCUCCAUUAUGCUGCUUUAAGUAUUGACCUGCCCAACAGAUCAAGAAGACAGAGGAACAACACCAAAGAUGAAUGUGUGUACUCCAGUGUUAGGCAGUAG